UGUCAGCUCUAAUUGUGAGUUGAUGAUGAUGAUCAGAGUUUCACUGAGAAGACCUUCUUCUGAAAAGUGUUUAUGACUGUGUCUCUUUGUUUGCCUCAACAAUGGCACGUAUUGCUCAUUCAGGGUUUCUUCAUAGAAAAAUUAUAGCAACUUUCCAAUUUGUCGUAGAGAGGGCGCUUCAAACUGUCAUUUUUUGUAUCUUGUUUUCCGCCCACCAACACGAUCAUUCCGUAGGUAGCUUUGCUAUAGCAUUUGAAAACUCUGAGAUUUUCAAAAUUGGUGCAGUUCUUAGUCCCGGUGAUAACACUGAUUACUUUACCCAAGUUAUCGAAAACAUUUCCAACGAACAUAUUCUGCCGCCAGGGUACUCUCUUUACGCUGAAACUGUACCUAUGAACCCUAACCCUAUUCGUACAGCCCAAAAAGUGUGUACAGUUUUAAUAAAUGCCACGGUAUAUGCCGUGAUCAUCAGUCAUCCUAACUCUGGAGAGCUUUCUCCAGCCGCUGUAUCGUACACAUGUGGUUUUUACAACAUUCCUGUGAUUGGAAUCAGCUCCAGGGAUAGUUCUCUGUCGGAUAAGAACCUUCACGCCUCCUUCCUUCGGACGGUGCCUCCUUACUCCCACCAAGCUGACGUGUGGAUCGAGCUUCUGAAGUUUCUUCAUUAUAAAUGUGUUGUUUUUAUUCAUAGUUCGGACAACAAUGGAAGGUACACUUUGGGGAGGUUUCAGAACCUAGCAGAUAAAGCCAAGAUUAAGCUCGACGAUGUCAUCGAAUACGAACCUGGCUUUACAGAUAUCAUUCAGCACUUGGAGAAAACGAAAGAAUUUUACUGUCGAGUUUUUAUUUUGUACGCAAACACUGAGGAUGCUGAAUCGAUAUUUCGUGAGGUAGAACAGCUAAAAAUGAUAAGUCCUGCUUAUGUGUGGAUCGUUUCGGAACAGUCCUUGAAGGCUGCCAAUAGACCAGAUGGUUUACUGGCUCUCACUCUAGUCAAUGCUUCUGAUGCGGCUGCUCACAUCCGGGAUAGUGUUUACAUUAUUGGUUUAGGGUUGCGAGAACUGAUACGAAACGAAAACAUUACAAAAGCUCCUGACAGCUGUGGACAGAGAGAUAGAGCCUGGGAAACAGGAAAAAAAUUAGUAAAGUAUUUAAAAGCUCAAAGCCUACUCUACGGAAAAACAGGACGAGUAGCUUUUGACGAAAAAGGGGAUCGUCUUAAUAGUGAUUAUGACAUAGUAAAUGUUAUAGAGGGACGUAUCGCAAAAGUGGGAAAAUACGAAUUCUCGAAGGUAAAGUCAAAGGAAUCGUACUGUUGCCGGGGUUACUGCAUGGACUUGCUGAGAAAGCUGGGGAACGACCUAAACUUUACGUACGAUCUUUACCAAGUGGAAGAUGGCCAAUACGGCAGUUUUGAAUAUGUGAAUGGCUCUAAGAAGAAAUUUUGGACGGGGAUGAUGGGAGAUUUGGUGUACGAAAAGGCAGACAUGAUUGUCGCCCCACUCACAAUCAACCCUGAAAGAUCCCAGGUUAUUGAGUUUACUAAACCUUUCAAAUACCAGGGAGUCACGAUACUGGAAAAAAAGCAACCAAAAAGUUCCACCCUUGCCUCUUUCCUUCAACCUUUUGAGCAGACGCUCUGGAUAUUGGUGAUGGUUUCCGUCCACGUUGUUGCACUAGCGUUGUAUCUUUUAGACAGGUUUAGUCCAUUUGGACGCUACAAACUUCCGAAUAGUGAUGCAACGGAGGAAGAUGCUUUAAACCUUUCCAGCGCCAUCUGGUUUGCAUGGGGAGUAUUACUAAACAGUGGGAUUGGAGAAGGUACUCCUCGCAGCUUCAGUGCCAGGGUACUAGGGAUGGUGUGGGCAGGUUUUGCUAUGAUUGUUGUUGCUUCCUAUACUGCCAAUCUUGCAGCAUUUCUUGUUUUAGAUCGUCCGGAAACGUCGCUAAGUGGAAUAAACGACGCACGGCUUCGUAAUCCUUUGGAGAAUUUUACUUAUGCCACAGUAAAGGGAAGUGCGGUUGAUAUGUACUUUCGACGACAGGUGGAACUUUCAAACAUGUAUCGAACAAUGGAAGGCAAGAACUAUGACACAGCAGAAGAAGCUAUCACUGCAGUUAAAUCUGGGGAACUAAACGCUUUCAUCUGGGAUUCUUCUCGACUGGAGUAUGAAGCUGCUCAAGACUGCGAUCUAGUGACAGCAAGGGAACAGUUUGGCCGCUCAGGCUACGGAAUAGGUUUGCAGAAGAACAGUUUCUGGGCUGAUCGGGUUACUUUAGCAUUGCUGGAAAUGCAUGAAAGUGGACACAUGGAAAACCUAGACAAUAAGUGGAUUUUAUCUGGAGGCGAUAAAUGUGAUAACAAGAAUGAGAAGUUUCCUGCUACACUUGGGUUAAAAAACAUGGCUGGAGUGUUUAUUUUAGUUGGAGCAGGAAUUGUUGGUGGAGUAGGCCUGAUCAUCAUUGAAAUUAUCUAUAAAAAGCACCAAACUCGUAAACAACGCAGAAUGGAGCUUGCUCGCCAUGCUGCUGACAAAUGGAGAGGAACAGUAGAG
Molecule: messenger RNA, 2555 nt
Organism: Limulus polyphemus (Atlantic horseshoe crab)
Lineage: Eukaryota; Metazoa; Arthropoda; Merostomata; Xiphosura; Limulidae
Product: glutamate [NMDA] receptor subunit 1-like
Exons: 16
Biological process (GO): monoatomic ion transport; chemical synaptic transmission; regulation of membrane potential
Cellular component (GO): plasma membrane; synapse; NMDA selective glutamate receptor complex
Molecular function (GO): NMDA glutamate receptor activity
Source: RefSeq, a predicted model, not a curated record